Messenger RNA from Micromonas commoda, 1035 nucleotides. RefSeq names its product Mg2+ transporter-e family. NCBI's taxonomy places the organism in Eukaryota, Viridiplantae, Chlorophyta, Mamiellophyceae, Mamiellales, Mamiellaceae. Gene Ontology annotation, biological process: monoatomic cation transport. The transcript has a single exon. The record is from RefSeq and is a predicted model, not a curated record. The coding region runs from base 202 to 894 and encodes 230 amino acids. Gene Ontology annotation, molecular function: monoatomic cation transmembrane transporter activity.
CGGCCGCGGCCCCGUCGGAAGGUCACAACCCUCCGCGAGGGCGUCCCGUCGCGAGUCGAUAACGGCUUUCGAGUCUCGUCGCGCGACACGUCGCGUCGAAGGGUUCAUCGCGCACCCUAAACUCCCGCGCACCGGCCUCGCACAUCGGAGCCGCGGGUGUUGCGAUCGUUUAUUUUUUGGUAGACGGUAGUGGAGAGAGGGAUGGGUGGGGGCGCGCCGCUCGAUGUCGGCGAGGACGGCGAGCCGCGGGCCAAGGGCGAGCCCGAGCUCCCUUAUAAGAAGGAGAAUAUCCUGGGGAUGAUGAAGGCGCGGGGCGGCUGGCUCACCAUCUUCUUCGUCGGCCUCGUGCUGGCGGCGCUCGUGGUUGAGCAGUUCGAGCACCUCCUCCAGGCGAACGUAGAGCUGAGCUACUUCGUGCCGCUGCUCAUCGGCCACGGCGGGAACACGGGGAGCCAGUCCGUGGCGACAGUGAUCCGCGCGGUGGCGCUGCGACAGGUUGGCGUGAGGGACAUGCUGCACGUCAUAUUCAAGGAGUCCGUCGCGGGCUUCCUCAUGGGCCUCGGCCUCGGCCUGGUGAUCUACAUACUCGCGAUAUACUGGAACGGCCUGGAGGUGAAGAUAGGGCUGGUGGUAUGCAUAUCCAUGCCGUUGGUGUCCGCGUGGGCGAACAUGCUGGGCGGGCUGCUACCCCUCUUGUCGGUUUACCUGGGCUACAACCCCGCGGUCACCUCCGCGCCGCUCAUGACCACGGUGGUCGACAGCAGCGGACUCGUGAUUUACUUCAUGGUCGCGGCUUCCAUCUUGCAGUUUAAGGACACCCCGGAUGAGGAGACGCCGCUGGAGAAGCUCAUCGUGGACCAGUCUCCGAUCGGACGUAAGAUGUUGGGAUGGUGAGCGGCGCGCGUGCGGUGAACGAUUGCAGUGGAGGAACCCGUCGGGUCGGUCGCGUCGCCAACCGGAGUUGUCGACGCGUCCCCGGCUCGACGGCGCUGGAACAAGUUUUGUGUACAUUAAAUAAAUGCGAGUUGACAUUGC